UGACGUUUCUCUGCGUUUUUAACAAAAACAAAUGCGUGCGAGUUCGAAUAAAAGUGCUAAAGAGCCUCCAGGAGUGGAAAUUACCGACGAUUUUAAGUUGGUCGUGACGAAAAAAGGACAACAUCGACGCAAAACAAGAGCCCCGUUGAAAAAACCGCUUCACAGCGCAAUCGGAGAAGAGAUCGAUGCGAAACCGGGAUUGUGCCGGGACACAGUGAUUUCACAACUUCAUGCGGCCGAAACCGAUCUACUGCAAUCUGUAUACUUUGCCGAGUGUUUAGAAAUCGCUGAACCAAUCCUUUCGAACGUCCAGCAGAUAGUUUGUCUCGGUUUGGGCAAAUUCAGCGAAUGUUCGAUUGCGCGCUAUCAGUUGGCGUUCUUGAGGUGUCUUCGUGAUAAACUACCGCUUCCCGCAGGGCUAGCUGCGCAGUUUUUCGAUCCUCUAUUUGGACGCACGGAGGUAGAGGUGCUACAAACGCUUGGAGAAACCGUGUUAACAGAGAACGUUGAAGGCAAGUACAGGGCCGAUUGUAGGACGCUGUUUUAUCUACCACACUGUCCCAAGCAGCUGGUGAACAACCUGCUGUGGAAGAACUGGCAACCGCAGCAAAUCGCGAAUCUCGUACUCAUCUGCAACAGUUUCGCAAGUGUUGUUAAUAAUCAUCCGCACCGGUUGCUUAGCAGGAACGCCGGCUACAUAUUGCGCGCGGCCGAUGUUUUCAAAGAGUUUCCUCUAAGAAACACAUUCCGAUUCAGCGACAUUUUCAACGAUACUUCGUUGCAUUACCUGGGGAGCGUAUCGACCGGCAAAGAAGAAGUUCCCGCUACCCUGUGGGAGAAUUGCGAAGAACCAACGUACGAGGAAGACGAUCUGGAACUUGUCUCGCAACAACUCAUCGAAAGGUUGGUUGUCAAUCUGAACUAA
This is a messenger RNA of Anopheles darlingi, 925 nucleotides long. RefSeq names its product SRR1-like protein. Gene Ontology annotation, biological process: microtubule-based process. The transcript has 2 exons. Gene Ontology annotation, cellular component: nucleus; cytoplasm. The record is from RefSeq and is a predicted model, not a curated record. NCBI's taxonomy places the organism in Eukaryota, Metazoa, Arthropoda, Insecta, Diptera, Culicidae. The coding region runs from base 32 to 925 and encodes 297 amino acids.